AAUUAUUCAGGCAAUGAUAAUGUGGUAUUAAGUAAUUUAAUAACGAGCAUUGCAUUAUUUGGAAAUGAGUUCAAUAUUAAGUAUACAUAGUAUUUUAGUGAGAUAGUAAUAAAAAAAAAUGAUUUAAUAAUACUAAUUAUCUUCAAAAUUAUCAGAUAACAUUGCUUCAAAUAUUUUUAAAGUCAAAGCAAGUAAUUUUAUUGUAGUUUUUUUGUUCUGAUUCUAUUAUAACUAAUUAAAAUUAUAUAUUUUCUUAUUCUAUAUAAUAACUUGCAUGUGGUAGGCUAGGUUGGACUAGAAUCAAACAAAUUUAAGUUCAUUAAAACAUGGAAUCUAGGCUAGCAAAUGGUUUAAAGUUGUUGUAUUUACCAAAAAAAACCAAAAUUAAUUCUGGUCUUGGAGACAAACUUCCAGAAGCAUACAAAAAAUUCUAUCUUGAAUGGCGUCAUCGUACUCCUGAACCUGUAUAUUUUCAACCCAAAACAGGAAAAUGGAUGAAGGAUUCUAAAUCUGGACAAGUAGUUCCAGUGCAAAAUAUUCCAAUCCCUUUAAAAUAUCCUAAAACUAUGCAUACAGGUAUUUGGGGAGGAGAAGCUAUUGUUCAAGGAUUUAAGCAAAAAGGAAAAUAUAAAAGUAGAGUUCCGUAUUUUUGGGUACCUACACUUAAAAAUACUGUAGUCUAUAGUGAAGUGUUGAACAAAUAUAUGUCAACUAUUGUCACUGAACGUGCUAUAGAAUUAAUAAAUAAAAAUUAUGGACUUGAUCAUUAUCUUUUGAAAACGCCUGCCUGUGAUUUAAAAACCACUUUGAGUUUGAAAAUAAAAAGAAAUAUUUUAAUGGCAUUAAGAGAUAAAACUUUAUAUCCCGAUAAUAUUGUUAAACAACAAGCAAUAUAUGACAAAUAUAAACAUUAUUUAAACGAUUAUUCACAUGAAGAUAUUGAAUGGUAUGGGCUUACCUUUGAUCAGGCGUUGCUUAAAUUUCAAGAAAAAGAAGAAAUUGCUAAUUUAAAAAGAGAACCAUUAAAAGCAAAGUUCAGAACCGAAUUAAUUAAAGAAUUAAAAACAAACAAGGAUAAUUUAGUUGAUGAAAAUAAGAGUUGGCUAAAUAAAAUUAAUCCAUUUAAAUAGCUGAUAGUAUUGUCUAGUAAUUUUGUAUUGUAAAAAUAAAAUAAAAGAUAUUCAAUAAAAAAAAAAAGGAUUUCAAUAA
Messenger RNA from Daktulosphaira vitifoliae (grape phylloxera), 1209 nucleotides. It is a transcript of the gene mRpL28, whose product is annotated as 39S ribosomal protein L28, mitochondrial. The coding region runs from base 327 to 1130 and encodes 267 amino acids. The record is from RefSeq and is a predicted model, not a curated record. NCBI's taxonomy places the organism in Eukaryota, Metazoa, Arthropoda, Insecta, Hemiptera, Phylloxeridae. Gene Ontology annotation, molecular function: structural constituent of ribosome. Gene Ontology annotation, cellular component: mitochondrial large ribosomal subunit. The transcript is spliced from 2 exons.